AUGACCCGCGACAUCUAUCCCAAGGAAAUGGAAGCCGACCACAAGGCUUUCCUCCAAAGCUUCUUCGCGGCUGUCGACGACGCAGCCGACGAGGACCUGGUCAACUACUUCACCGACGACGCAACAUUCAUCCUCGGCAAGCAGCAGGCGACCGGACGACAGGAGUUGCUCGCGCUCUUCGCCUCGCUCCGGGCCUGGGCAAGCACGCGCGGCCACGAGCUGGAUCAAGUUUUCAUGGCGCCGGGCACUGACUCGGCCAUGAUGAAGGGCACCGUCGAGUAUGGGCUUGUUACCGGCGGGACGGUCGCGACCCAGUGGGCCGGGUGGGCUCACCUGGUGCGGGGGGACUCGGUGCGCAUUGAUCGCUACCAAAUCUUCUUCGCCAGCGAUGCGGCCUUCUGA
Molecule: messenger RNA, 402 nt
Organism: Penicillium alfredii
Lineage: Eukaryota; Fungi; Ascomycota; Eurotiomycetes; Eurotiales; Aspergillaceae
Exons: 2
Coding region: 1-402 (133 amino acids)
Source: RefSeq, a predicted model, not a curated record